ACACACGGACGGGGCAUCCAGACCGAGCGGGAGAUAGGCAGAAGCUUGGAGGGAAACAAUAUCUGCAGUGACCCAAAGUUCAGACACAGAACCACUGGACUCCAUUUACCUCCUCAAGAGUCCGUGACCUGAAGUUGAGCUCAAGGACGCUCCCAGGCAAAUCACUGAAGUUUUCCCUUUGCUCUGCCUGCUGACUGCUGCUCUCCCUUGAUUAGUGCCGAAAAAUGGAGCGAUCCACACAAGAACUUUUCCUCAACUUCAUGAUUGUCCUGAUUACUGUAUUGCUCAUGUGGCUCCUUGUGAAGUCUUAUCAGGAUUAAAAGACAAUCAGAAACUCUGAGAGGUGAUUUAAGUGUGUAUCUCAGCAGACAUAAGUAGCACUGACAGCACACCUCUGUGAUUAGCUUUCAGUCAGUUGAGGAUGUCAUGAAUCUUUUUUUACUCUCUCAUCUGUUGCCUGUACUAAUGUUUGUGAUGGGUCUGUGAUGGUCUAUUCUGCAGUGAUCCAGCUGUAAAAUGUAAAAUGCAAGGUCCUUAGGAACUGUUCAAUGUGGCUGUCUCCUUUGGUAGUUACUGUGAAUGCUGUAGCCCCCGUCCACCAUGCCAGCUUGUUUGGGGUCGGUGUUAGGUUCUCGAGGGUAUAAAACUGCAGUAUGCAAUGUAACCAUCUGUAUUAACCAGUGUAAGAGGCACAAGCUCGCUUAGCAGAAAGGAAUGUGAAACCUCUACUUCCACUUGAUCGUUUCACUUAAAUAAAGAACAUGUAAAAC
This is a messenger RNA of Athene cunicularia (burrowing owl), 770 nucleotides long. RefSeq names its product sarcolipin (gene SLN). The record is from RefSeq and is a predicted model, not a curated record. The transcript is spliced from 2 exons. Gene Ontology annotation, cellular component: membrane. Gene Ontology annotation, molecular function: enzyme regulator activity. Bases 225 to 320 code for a protein of 31 amino acids. NCBI's taxonomy places the organism in Eukaryota, Metazoa, Chordata, Aves, Strigiformes, Strigidae.